Messenger RNA from Miscanthus lutarioriparius, 2529 nucleotides. NCBI's taxonomy places the organism in Eukaryota, Viridiplantae, Streptophyta, Magnoliopsida, Poales, Poaceae. The record is from the annotation of a GenBank genome assembly.
AUGGAUCCGAAUCUAAAGUUGGUCCUGGAGGAGAUCCAAAAGUCCAAGGAGGAGUUCGGCCGUCGUUUCGACGAGCACCACGAGCAGUGGGAGCGGCGCUUCGCCGAUCUCGAACUUAGCCGCUCCGCCCGUGACGCCGCCGUCGACAAACGCCUCGACUCCCUUGAGCUCGCGGGCGCCGACACGGCGUACACCAUCGGCCGCCGCGUCGCCGAUUUGGAGGCCGUCCGCCUCGAUGUCUUACACGACGAGCGCGACGACCGCGUCACCGCCCUCGAGGUGGCCGCCACGGACCUCGGUACUUGGGGCCCCGAGAUGGAGGCGCUCGUCGACGACCUGCGACUCGAGAUGCAGAAGUUCUCUCAGAGUCACGACUCGAAGGUGUUCGACGUUUUGCCUCAAUGGCCUACCGUCGUCGCCUCUUCCUCCUCUACGCCCAGUGGGCACGGCGAUGCGACAUCUCACCGGGAUGGUGAGUUCGGGACCGGUGCGGUCUGGACUCACGUCCCGGUCAUGGGUAAGCAAUCCGAUCCUCCUCCUCCUCCUCCUCCUCCCAUUCAUCCGCGCUCGACACAGCAGCUUCCGCACCGGCCACCUGCUCCACCGUUUCCUUCUCCACAUAUUCCUACGCGUCCGCACCCUUCUCCGCAUCCACCACGUCCUCCUCCACUUUACAUACCUCCUCGUCCACCAUUUGCGACUCCUCGCCACCCAACUCCUUAUGAUUCCCCUGACCUGCAACACCCAACUGGACGCCUUCCUAAGCUUCCUUUUUCUAAGUUCGAUGGCGAAAACCCACGCCUCUGGCGCUCUCGCUGUGAGCGAUACUUCACCAUGUACGCCGUAGAUCCCUCACUUUGGGUUAGCGUAGCCACCAUGUUUGUGGAAGGUGCCGCUGCAGGUUGGUACGAAUCCAUCGAAAACACUCCAGCUACUGCCAAUUGGACCUCCUUCUGUCAAGCCUUGCACGAUCGUUUUGAUCGCGACCAGAAAGAAGCAUUAAUUCGCCAAUUGUUCCACAUCAAACAAACUUCUACGGUGUUGGAUUAUGUCGAGCGUUUCUCCAUCUUAAUCGAUCGUCUAAAGUCCUAUUCUGCUUCUACUGAUCCCCUGUUUUAUACCAUGAGAUUUAUCGAUGGCCUUCGGCCCGACCUCAAAGCUAUGAUUCUAGUUUCUAGGCCCCAAACACUCGAUGCUGCUAUUUGCAUGGCUCUUGUGCAGGAGGAGGUGGCUGGCCAAUCGGGCGUCCAGUCUUCGUUCCGUUCGUCGGCACCGGUUGAGUGGUCUCAAAAACCUACACCACGGACCGCGUUGCCGCUUCCACAACCUCCGCCUCGUGCCGAGAAGCCUGUGGUGAAGCCUGCAGCUGCCGAGCCCACGGCAACAUAUUCGGCAUCUGGUGCUCUGGCUGCUAUCAAAGCAUACCGUCGCGCCCUGGGCUUAUGCUACAAGUGCAACGCCAAGUGGAGUAAGGAUCACCGGUGUGCACCAGAGGUAUUGCAGGCAGUUGAAGCUUUGUGGGAAUCCCUGGAUCCUGAGGUGGUGCCAGCUAUCGACACCCCUGCUGACCAAUCAACCGAGCAAGUGUUUCUAGCCAUCUCUAAGUCAGCUGUGUCCGGGGUUCCUGCUGCUCGUACUAUCCGGCUGUUGGGCUCCAUGUCAGGUAUUCCAGUUCAUAUUCUGGUGGAUUCAGGAAGUUCAUCUUCGUUUCUCAGUGACACAACAUCCAUUCAGUUACAUCACCUCGAUUCAGUACCUGUUGCUAGCUGUGUGCAAGUUGCUGGAGGUGGUGUCUUACAGAGCUCCUUGCUACUUCGCCAAGUUCCGUGGACAGUGGGAUCCUGCUCCUUUACAACUGAUUUCCGGGUUCUACCCUUGGGUAACUUCGAUGCCAUUCUGGGCAUGGAUUGGUUGGAGUCCUACAGCCCAAUGCAAGUUCACUGGGCCUUGAAGUGGUUGGCCAUUCCAUACAAGGGUCAGACUCAGCCUUAUAUCCAAUCAUCACUGUUCCACCGCUCCAACAACAAGCUAUCUUUCAAGUUCUUUGGACCAUUUCAAGUCAUUCAAAAGAUUGGUCCAGUUGCAUACAAGCUGCAACUUCCACCGGGCGCUGCUGUACAUCCAGUCUUCCACGUCUCGCAGCUGCGCUCGUCUCCUGGACAUCAGCAGGUUUCACCAUCACUACCUUCUGACUUGCUGCCGUUUCAGUUUCCGCUUCGAGUGCUGCAACGACGCUGGACAUCGGGGCCUCGCCCUGUGGCACAAGGUCUUAUCCAGUGGUCUCAAUCACCAUUGGAGCUGUCGACUUGGGAGCCGCUUGAGCAACUGCACCAACAGUUUCCACGAGCACCAGCCUGGGGACAUGCUGGUUCUGAAGAUGGAGGGACUGUUAGCUGCCGGCCACUUCCUGUGCCGGUGACUACGGAGGACGACGCGCCAGAAGCUGAACAGGAGGCUGCUCGGGCUGAUCGGCCCAAGAGACUGCGCUGGCCCAAUACAAAGAUUGCUGGCCCAAUGUGGCAAGCUUAG